AUGGUUUCUGCAGUAAGCAAUAUAACAGAAUCAUCUGUUACCAGCUCCACCACCCCCGAUUCUUCAAUAAAUAUGACUAAGCCUCCACCAAUUAGCACUUCCAAUAAAAUAAAACACCACCCUCCUAAAGAUGAUAAACCUUUGCCAAUAACACCAAACCGCGAUGGACACAAGAGCGAAGACAAAGAGACUACCACUUCAUCAAAGGAUGAGCCAUCAUCUUCAACGAAUUCAGAUUCUCAAAAAUCAGAGUCUACAGAUAAAGAAGAUAAGAGCAGCAGUGAAACAUCAAACAAGGAUGAUGAUACUGAAUACAGAUUAAUUGCAAAGAGAUUGUUUGAUGAAGAAUUUGUUUCUAUCAUGCCUCAAGAGUACACUCAAUUUUUAGCAGCCGGUGAUCGUGACUCGACCAAAAUUAGAAACUACUAUAUGGAUUUAUUCAAAUGGCCUCCAAACCUUUUAAAGUCAACCAGGAUGCUUUGUUCAAAAUUAUACUUGAAAGGAGAGUCUCAAGAAAUUGACCGUAUAUUAUCAUCAUUCACCAAAUCAUAUUUGAAACAACACCCUAAGAAUGUGUUUUGCACCAAGAAUUUUGAACAGAUUUAUAUUAUCAUAUAUUCCUUAAUAUUGUUAAAUACGGCAUUGCACAAUCUGGAAUUAAACAAGAAAUCUCGUAUCAGUCAAUCUGAUUUCAUCAGAAAUACUUUUACGACAUUUGUGCAACAAAAUGAAAAGUUACUGAAGUCGUUGACUGUAAAGCAAAAGAUUGCCAUUGAGAAUGAAUUGUCAAGUUUUUAUGAGGAUUUAUCUAAAAAUGAAUUGCACUUGAAAACUGCUGAUGAAGCUGGCUCUUCAUCAAUUAGUAAAUCCCAACAUCACCAUCACCACCACCACCAAAGCCACCACCAUCAUAGCGACCACGGCCAUCAACACACCAACGUCCUCAGUAAUAGAUUAUCCAAAGCUAGUCAAGACUCGACAACUACAGAAACCACCAAUGCUAGCACAAAUAGUCCAAUCACACCAGCUAAUGAGCCAACUAACGAAGAUGGAGCAGUCUUGACUCGUCAACAGUCUGCUUCCUCAAUAUGGUCUACUGAUACCACCAACCGUAGAUCAUCUUUGGCAAUGAAAAGAUACACCACCACCACAUCUGAGAUAUCGAAUUUCAAUGCUACUGCCCAAAAUCCGAACCGCCUGCCGGUGCAAAGAGUUGGUAUGGCCAGGGCUUUGGUUGGACACCAACGUCAGCAACAAUUUCAAUCGGAAAAAUCAUCAAUGUAUAAAAAUGGCAAUCCUUCAUUGUAUUCUCAAGCUUCUGGUGUACCACAAUUGAAGAAUCGUCCUUCCUACGAUCAAAUGAAGAGUUUGAAUAAACGUUCUUCGCGACAAUCUGUUAUAUCAAAAGAUUCUGGUAAUAAUGGUGAUGACGUGAUUUCGAUUUUAUCAUUCGACACCAUGAAUUUGCCAAUGCAUGAUGAAUCAGAUGCCCAACAUUUCAAUCAACAAAUGGAAGAUUUCAAUGUUGAUGAUUAUCAAGAUAAAUAUGAUUUGACAUUAGAAUUACAAGGAUCACCAUAUUUGAAGGAAGGGUUAUUGAAAUUGAAAAUUUUAAACAAUGACUCAGUUGAUGAAAUAGAAGGUAACUCCAAUUCAUCAUCAUCAUCAUCAUCAUCUGCAUCUGCUAAUCACGGCAAGUUUUUAUCAUUUUUCAGUAGACCAGCAAAUUCCAGUUCUUCAACUUCUAACAUGAACAAUCACAAAUUUACUGAAAAUUUUGUGGUUAUAAGUAAAGGAGAGUUAUCCUUGUAUUCAUUUGAUCCAAAAGUCAUCAAGAAAUACAAAAAGAGAAAUGGCCACCAACAGCAACAAACUGAACCAGAUGAUGAUGACAUUGUUGGUGAUGGUAAUUGGUUGAAAAAUGCUGCCAAGAUUGGUACCUACAAUUUAUGCUCCACCUAUGCAGAUUUAGAAAAGACAACUUCUCAAGGUAAAGUCAUGUGGUCAUUAACAUUCCCCAAGACUUCGAAACGACAACCUAAAAAGUUUAUAUUUGAGGCUGGUACCAAAGAAGUUGCAUUGGAGUUCAUAAAUACCUGUAAUUUCUGGGCUGCCAAAAUAACUGCGAUUCCCACAUUGGAAGAAAGUGUAAGUUCAUUGGAAUAUGGAUGGACCAAUUUGGAUUAUAUUAUUGCUCAUCGCGAGUCAUUUAAAAAGUCCAGAAAUAUAAUGAAAUAUGAACCCGUUGUCAAGGGAGUAUAUUUGUCCAACUAUAUUGUUAAUAGUGAAGAAACCAAUCAUUUGGGCAUGAUGAGACAAUUUGUUAAAACCUCAAAUUAUUAUAACCAAUUGAAGAAAUUGUAUAACGAAUUCACUGAAAUGAAGCAGAAGUUUUUGAUCAAUUUACCUAAAUGUCAUUUCAACUGUUCAAACCAUAGUCGAAUCUUGACUAAUUAUGACACCAAAAUCAAUGACUAUAAUUUAGAGAUGAAAAAGUAUAAGAAUUAUUUGAUUAUUCUUGGGUUUGGAUUACAAUUGAGAUUCGAUUUAGAAGAUCAAGAUAGGCAACAACAAUAUGAUACAUCAUUAGAGAAUGAAGAUGUUGAUGAUGAUGAAGAAGGAGAAGAGGAUUAUGAAACUAUUGGUGAAACAUUAGCAACCACUGAUAGAGCAAGUAGUGCUGGUGCUAGAAGUAAUACUACAUCUUAUCAUGAUGACGAGUUGACGAAAUUGGUUAAAUUUGAGAUUAAGAAAUUAUUUUUCAAUAUGAAAGAUAUCUCAAAAGUGAUUCCAACUUUCCGAUCACUGAAAUCAAUUAAAAACUUGGCUGAUUUGGCUCAAGAUAUCGAUAACAAAUUGGUCAAGUCACCAAAGACAUUUACUUUAGCUAAUUAUAAUGAAAAUGAGAGUCCAAUCAAUCAAUUACUUGCUACCACUAAUGCCAAUCCUACAGUGAAAUCUAGUUCGAUGAUAAUGGAACUGUCAAUUGCUGAAGAACCAGAGGAUACCGAAGACAGUGAAAUUACCAGAAGAAGUAGUAAAGUUAAUAAUUCUAAAGAUCAUUCACCUGCUACAAGUAUAAGUAGUAGUAUUAAAAAACCAAAUUUAAAAAUUGCCAAUUCAGAAGUAUCAGCAGUGGUGAUUUAG
Messenger RNA from Candida dubliniensis CD36, 3147 nucleotides. Its product is annotated as Arf family guanine nucleotide exchange factor. The record is from RefSeq and is a predicted model, not a curated record. Gene Ontology annotation, biological process: regulation of ARF protein signal transduction. Gene Ontology annotation, molecular function: guanyl-nucleotide exchange factor activity. Bases 1 to 3147 code for a protein of 1048 amino acids. Lineage: Eukaryota; Fungi; Ascomycota; Pichiomycetes; Serinales; Debaryomycetaceae. The transcript has a single exon.